UUUGUAUUGGGUACGGAAGCCGAGCGGGGACCGGCUGGUUUCGCAGUGGCCGCGGAUCUCCUCCACCCGAGAGUAUGGCGGCUGGAAUCGCUCGGGAUAGCGUGGGAGACGCGGAGGCAUGCCCGAGAAGGCAAAAAAGAAACAAGAGGUUCCUGUGAGGAAGAGUCGGGGCAGUUUGAGUUUGUGUUUAGUUCUGGACUGGUGACAGUCUAGAGAUUGAGCCUUUAGUUGAAUCUCAGCUAAAGUGUGUGUGAUUUUUUUUCUUUUUUUCCCCCCUCCAGCAUCCUCGAUGGAGCAAGUUUGUUUUUAUGAAGCACACAGAGGGUGAGCUAAGCAGAUGAAAACGGUAUUCGUCCUCCUUCCUCUGCACGUUUUGGACAGCUGCAGUCCUCGUUUGCGCGUGUCGCUGUCAGUCUCUGGCCUGCAAAUGGGGGAUUUCUACCCAGAAAUCCACGUCGGGGCACCGAGUCUUUGUGCUCUGCCAUAACAGCUGAGCCACCGCGCGCGAGGCACGGGGACAAAAAUGGGACGCGGAUGGUGAACGCGAUCGCUCAUUUCAAUGUCGCGCCGAGACUGAUUGCCUACUGAUUGAUUGAAUCCACAAUGCGCGAGUAUAAAGUUGUGGUCCUGGGCAGCGGUGGGGUCGGGAAAUCAGCCCUCACUGUGCAGUUCGUCACCGGGACGUUCAUCGAGAAGUACGACCCCACCAUAGAGGAUUUUUACCGCAAAGAGAUCGAGGUGGACUCCUCGCCCUCGGUGCUGGAGAUCCUGGACACCGCCGGUACCGAGCAGUUCGCCUCCAUGCGGGACCUGUACAUCAAAAACGGACAAGGAUUCAUCCUGGUCUAUAGCCUGGUGAACCAGCAAAGCUUCCAGGACAUCAAACCGAUGAGGGAUCAGAUCAUAAGAGUAAAAAGGUACGAGAAGGUUCCUGUGAUCCUGGUGGGGAACAAAGUCGACCUAGAGAGUGAGCGGGAGGUAUCGUCCGGCGAAGGUCAGGCCCUGGCCGAAGAGUGGGGCUGCCCUUUCAUGGAGACCUCGGCCAAGAGCAAAACCAUGGUAGACGAACUGUUUGCAGAGAUCGUUCGGCAGAUGGACUACGCCGCCCAGCCGGACAAAGAUGAUCCCUGCUGCUCCUCGUGCAAUAUACAAUAGCCCCGGAGUGGGGGCUCCAAGAACAGACAUGGCUAGUCUGCAGGGACGAUGCUCCUUUGACUUGCAGCGGACAGAUGCACACUGAAGACACACACAUGCCAGUUAAAUUUAGAAUAAAUUCAUGGUUGAAUGCAGUGGAAAUUAGCUCAGCAGAGCAGAAAAGCUGCAGUGAAAUGAUAAUUAGUAAUGACAAGUGAGUAAUGCAUACAUUUUGAUUGAGGAAAACCAGGAAUUUGCCGCAAGAGAAAUAGACAAACGGUACAAAGGAACAUGCCCUCACCUUAUUUUGAGCUUUUUUUUUUUCAGUGUUCUUUUUUGUUUUUAUCACUUCAGUUAUAGAGGAGAUAAAUCUUCAAAGAACAACAAAUUUCUAUCUCUACUUUCACACUAAUGCAUUUCUUAUUACCACGCCUUUAAUGCAGGUAGCCACCUCACAUAAAUCCAAUAAAGAAGUCAUUUCAAACGAGUAUAGGGGUAUUUGUGUCAAAUUUUCCUCCUGGUUUAGUUGGUUUUGUAGUAGGUGGAAGGGUUUUCUUCUCAUUACUGAACAGAAACAGAAAGGUGACCUGAAAGCACCUCCGUUUUCCGUUACUUUUGCAGUUGAUCACAGUGGUAAUGAGAAAAUAGACAAGUCUGUAACCUCCUCCUAACAUCAGUGCAGACACCUCUUCUCUAUUUUCUCCCAAAGAGGAAUAACAGCAAACCUUUCUCACAUGUCCUGUGACUCUGACCACCGAUUCAUGAGAAAUAAUAUAACGGCUGGUCCAUCUUAAAGGAUAAUUUAACUUUUUUUAUUUAUUCACUCAACAUCAUUUCUCCAAACUUUAUUUAAGAAUGGGGUACAUUUAAAGUGAAGAUGCCAACAUUUGCACCAUUAUAUCUUUCUCCUUUCUAAUCAGUAUAAAUGUUUUCAGAGUGUUCAGAUGAGUAGUUGUAAUAAGGCAGUGGAUAAUGGUGAAAAUGGUAGUGUAAAUAACCUGUAAUGAAAGUGCCAGCUCAUCUGAAGACACCGACUCGACACGUGGGACUCUACGCAUGACUAGAAAAACAACAAAGGACUCAUAUUGUAUGAGAUGAAAAUAGGCUAUGGAAUAAAACACAUCUGGAUCCGGAACGCUGUUUUAAACAGCACAUCCAUGUUGCCACGGGAACCAGACUUUUCCCCCCGUGUGACCAUUUUCAUUGUUGGUUUUCUAUUUUUUUAUGUGACCAUUUACUCCUAAUCCCUCUAUGAUUGGUGACACUGUUAACAUUUGACACCUCUACAAUAAAAGUGCAUUCAGCACUUGGAACAACU
Messenger RNA from Nothobranchius furzeri (turquoise killifish), 2452 nucleotides. RefSeq names its product ras-related protein Rap-2a. Lineage: Eukaryota; Metazoa; Chordata; Actinopteri; Cyprinodontiformes; Nothobranchiidae. Gene Ontology annotation, molecular function: GTP binding; GTPase activity; GDP binding. Gene Ontology annotation, biological process: negative regulation of cell migration; Rap protein signal transduction. Gene Ontology annotation, cellular component: plasma membrane. The record is from RefSeq and is a predicted model, not a curated record.